CUGGAUCUGGCCACGCCAGUGACUCUCACGGAGUGGGUGGAGGGCUUCUACAAGCAGGCAGUGGAGGGAGAGGGGUGGAGGGAGGGCGUGGUGGAGGCAGUGUGUGACGCGGGAGAGAUCGUCUUCGUACCUCGGGGCUGGUGGCACCUGGUCGUGAACCUGGAGGAGAGCCUGGCCAUUACUCAAAACUACGUCUCGUUGUCCAACCUCCCGCAUGUCUUGAGCUUCCUAAGAGACACCCCCCAUUUGAUCAGCGGGGUCCCGGAAGCCGAGCGGCCCUUGCUGUAUGCACGCUUCAGAGAGGCCUUGCGGGAAUCCUAUCCGCAGGUCCUCCAGGAGGCAGAAGGGAAGCCAAGGGAGCGGGCGGGGGCGGAGAGGGAGGAAGGGAGGCAGGGGUGGAGUGCGGUGGUGGGGCGGACGCAUUGUCGGGAGGAAGGAGGGGGGAAAGAUAGCACGGGCAAGCUGGGGCGAGAGGGGAUGGGGACUCAGGGGCUUGGGAGCGAUAGGCACGGGCAAGUCUCUUUCCAAUUCGGAUUUUUCUCGGACGUAGGCUAG
Nannochloropsis gaditana CCMP526 is the source of this 555-nucleotide messenger RNA. RefSeq lists its product as uncharacterized. The record is from RefSeq and is a predicted model, not a curated record. Gene Ontology annotation, molecular function: cis-regulatory region sequence-specific DNA binding. The transcript has 2 exons. Gene Ontology annotation, cellular component: nucleus.